Molecule: messenger RNA, 12111 nt
Organism: Dunckerocampus dactyliophorus (ringed pipefish)
Lineage: Eukaryota; Metazoa; Chordata; Actinopteri; Syngnathiformes; Syngnathidae
Gene: atad1a
Product: ATPase family AAA domain containing 1a
Exons: 10
Coding region: 113-1141 (342 amino acids)
Cellular component (GO): mitochondrial outer membrane
Molecular function (GO): ATP hydrolysis activity; ATP binding
Source: RefSeq, a predicted model, not a curated record
CCGGAAGUUUGUGUUUCUACCCGACGUAGUAUACGCGACAGACCACAGAUUCGUGUAGUUGCGUCUUUUAAAUCUUCUUUGUAAGCCAAUGGAUUGACAUGAGCCAGCUGAGAUGCUGAAAGAUCUUCCCCGAGAGGCUCUGUUGAGGCCAUUGACCAGGAAUGAGGUGGUGGGCAUGCUAGUGAGGUUGACCAUCUUUGGAGCAGCCACCUACUACAGCAUCAAAUGGGUUGUGGAAGCAAUGGACCCUACCUCUAAACAGAAAAACCAAGCCAAGAAAAGGGCAGAGCAGCUUAUGAAGAGGAUUGGUGUUGAGGGUGUCAAACUUACUGAAUAUGAGAUGAACAUUGCAACACACCUCGUCGAUCCACAAACAAUGAAGGUGUCCUGGAGAGAUAUAGCAGGACUAGAUGAGAUAAUCAAUGAGCUACAAGACACAGUCAUUCUGCCCUUUCAGAAAAGACACCUUUUGGCUGGAUCCAAACUGUUUCAGCCACCUAAAGGUGUUUUGUUGUUUGGUCCACCGGGAUGUGGGAAGACCAUGAUUGCUAAGGCAACAGCCAAAGCUUCUGGCUGCAAGUUUAUCAAUCUGCAGGCGUCCACACUGACCGAUAUGUGGUACGGUGAAUCCCAAAAGCUGACGGCUGCCGUCUUCUCAUUGGCGAUCAAACUCCAGCCUUGUAUAAUUUUUAUUGAUGAAAUUGAGUCAUUUCUCAGGAACCGCUCCAGCCUUGAUCACGAGGCCACUGCCAUGAUGAAGGCCCAGUUCAUGAGCCUGUGGGAUGGGCUGGAAACAUCCUCAGCGACUCAGGUCAUGAUCAUGGGGGCAACAAAUCGACCUCAAGAUGUGGAUGCUGCUAUCUUGCGCAGAAUGCCCACCACUUUUCAUGUUGGUCUUCCUAACGCAAGACAAAGACAGGACAUCUUGAGGCUGAUUUUAGCUGGAGAAAAUCUGAGCAACACCAUUAAUCUGAAGGAGAUAGCCGAGAAGACGGAAGGCUACUCUGGCAGCGACCUCCGAGAACUUUGCCGCGAUGCCGCCAUGUACAGAGUUCGAGACUACGUGCGCAAGGAGCAGAUGAGGCAGAUCGCUCAGCAGUUAGGGGAAGUCCAGGAGGAAGAAAACUCUGGAUAUGCUUGAGUGUGCAGAACAUGUUUGCAGUAAGUCAUUUUAUCAAAAGUCACUUUUCCUUGCCUUUAAAGCUGUUGUGCAUAUUUAUAGGCUGGUAUUAACAUUCACCCAAACUACAUUUAUUUUAAUCAAUAUUUUGUUAUUCAUCCAUGUUUUCUGAAAUUUGCAGAGGCUUCAAUAUGAGAGACAGCAGGCAGUCAUUGUUGGGAGCGAAUUUAGUCAUCGGGGUCCUCCACAUCGUGCUUUUGUUUUUGUUUUUAUUCUUACAAAAUGUAUGUAAUUUAGGCCAUUUUUUUCCUGCUUUUGAAAUCUGUUACAGCCAUGUUUAUAUAACCCCCAAAACGAUUUAAAUAUUAAUGUUCAUCAUCUUCUAACAAGUGUGAAUAUGAGAAUAUUCUCCUUAAAAGUCCCUAAAAUCCUCCUGGGAGAUUAUUAUUACCUAACAAGUGAAUCAUCUCAACACUUUACUCUAAGAACAUUGAGCGACAUUUAAUAUAGUUUAUUUAAUAUAGCUUACCGCUAUUCACAUCUUUACUCUCAGCUUCAUCUACUGCGUUUUGAUGUAGUUUUAAGCACGUGAAUUAAGACUAAAACAGUAGUAUGUACUUAAAAUUGAAGAAAUAAAUCGAUCAGUUUUUAUGAGGGGCGUCCCAGACAAUUGCCUGUGUUUGCCUAAUGGUAAGUCCGCCCCUGGUCCUUGUAAAGGUGGUGUGUCAUAAUAGAAGUGUCUGUAGCAUCUGUAGGCCAAAGUCUUGUUUGAUUGACAGCUGCAGGCUACCAGUGUCGGUGCAUUUACCGAGAGUGGCACAGCAUCAAAUUUAUUUGCCAACAACACCAUCAUAGGAUGAUGCACUCAUGAAUACUCAGUGACAAUGAUCAUUUAAACGAAGUAAAUCCUAGUCGAAGCACAAGUGCAGAGAGGAGAGUUGAUACUUUUAAUGAACUGAGGAACAGAAGUUUUUAGAAUUUACAGCAUUUUCAAACGGGAGAAUGAUUGGGACAUAAUGUAGGUCAGACGCCUUUUGGAGAAUCCUUCUAUAUCCACAAAUGAAAUGUGUUUGUUUUCUCCCUCCGCAUGUUGCAAAAGAAAAAUAAAACUAUGACACAAUAUAAACCUACCUAUAUAUUAGAAACCAGUGAUGUGCGGUGAGGUUCAUGGCUGGUGAGGCACUGACUCCUUUGAAGUUUUUUAAAGAGGAUUAAGUUUGCAAUUCAUUCAUAAAUCAAAUACUUCUUAGUCCCAUUUAUUCAUUUCUUUUAUGAACUGAAAAACAUUUGUGGUUUUACCUUUUUAUUUGUAUAUGAAGUACAAGCAUCCUAUCCUUGUCCAGGAAAAGUUCUGAUAAUUUGUUGUGAAAGACCGGUCACCUUCUGCAAGUUUGGAUGGCUGCUCCACUGGGGUAACUCUGCGCCAACAAAUCCUCCAUCUUGACAGGCAAUACCAUUCAUUAAUGCAGCAGAGCAUAAAAAUAUCUUUAAUUCAUUUGACUCUAACUGGAGCUGCUGUUAAAAAAUAAAAAAAUAAAAAAAAAAACCCAGCUGGCUUCCAGCUCACGCACACCUCCGCCCCUUCAGGAUGAGGUGGAGUACUGCACGGGCCUCUGCGUAUGGCAUUUAUCUGUAUUUUAUUGUCCAAUUAGCAAGAAUAAUGAUGUCACACUUACUUUAGACAUUGCACAGGCUGUAGAAAGUCAUGGUGUAUAAUAAAUGUUUCUGCAACACUGUAUUAUUGGCGACAUGCUGACAAACACAAACUGGCAGGUGCCAUCAGUGCAGUGCACUCAGUGCAGUGGCGGAGUGGAGAGAUCUGCCGCAGCCUCGUCUCAGAUUUCUGCUCUGUAUUUGAUCAGGAAAUGUGCGAUGUUUACUUAGGAAAAUGUUUAAAAACGAUUGGAAUCAUACAAAAAACACAGUUACAACACAGUUCAGUAGAAACAUAGUGAGGAAGAAGGACAAAAUAAGCAGCAAAAAAACAACCACUUCCACACUGAGUAAUAGGCCAUAGUCAACCAUGAAACGGUGAUCAUUUAGUAAUGCGUCUGUGUAGGCUCUCAGUCGUACAGGAGUUGUCCAAAUGAGGAGUUGUCCGUAUGAGGAGCGAAACGUCCGACACCUUCACAGAAGUACAGAUGACGUCUCAAGAAGCCUUUUCCUCGAUCAUUUAGUAAUACAUUUUUUGGAAUGCGAUAGAGUGUGGCCGCGAUAUUCAAACCGUGAAGUAGUGAGGGACGACUGGUAUCAUCAAUCAGCUGUAGUUCCUCUCAUCCGUAUGUAGUCGGAGCCAUGUUUGCACGGUUGAUUACUUCUCCAAUGGAGUACUUCUAUUUCCCCAUUGGUUUUAAUCUUAUUACCAUAAUGAUUAUAUAAUAGCCAACAAAUAAUAGGCUCUAUUUAGUCCGUCCGAGUGUGUCUUCAUGAUGUGAUGCAUGGAUGUGUGUAUUGUCCACGUCUCGCUAUGCAGAGGGUGUGACUCCGCUCUGCGGGCUCAUUUGCUGUCAUAAUGACAUAAAUGCUGUCAGCCAAGCCCAUUCACUUCCUCAGUCUCACGGCCUAAAUGUGUCGUAAUGAAUGUGUGAGCUAUGCCGCAUGUUGCACGAACAGAUGGCGGGGUGAAUAUUCACAGUUGUGUCUUUAAAGGGGCAGAGUGCAGCAUUUUCCUUUGCAUUUCUUUUGCAUUUUCUUUACAUUCUGCAAAGUUGUGCUUCUGAUCAUUAACCAUUGAUCAGUUAUUCAUAAAUUAUUGGUGACUUAUUCAUGAAGGAGUGGAAGUGAUGUUUCCGUUCCAAUUCUCUUCAAUCAGAGGACAGCCCCAGUCGAUAGACAUGAUUGAAGAAUCUCUCAACUGUAUCACAGCUGGUUGGAGAUGUCAAAGACUUCCCAUGGAGGGGAGAGCUUGAUGUCUGAUAGACCCACUUUUGUCUAACCGUGGCCUAUCUGUAUAGGGGCAUUCAGCCCUGGUCCGGCGGUCUCUGAUUUUUUUUAAAUCAGAUAGGAUGAAACAAGCUUAUAAUGUCCCCACUGUUCGUAACGGUGCUCUAAGAGCUGCAGUGCUAUCAGACGUGAUUGAGCGGGCACAGAGAAAUCAGCAGCGGCUGUUAUGCCUGUCACAUUCUCAGCAUGAUAUCCUGAUGCCCACCAAUGCUUGGGGUUUUCAAAUAGGAGUGGCUCUCUUCCAUGGCGCAUCACAUAAGCAUAUGAAGGAGCGGGAAGCUGCACACUGGGAAGUAAGAUUCAGGAGAAAGAGACAGCGUUGUAUGUAAUUUUUCCACUUCGGAGCAAAGCUUUUGUAUUUUUUUUUUAUCACACUGAUAAAAGAGCAACUAAUGUCAAAUAAUGGCUCUGGCUUCGUACAAAUACUGAAGCGGUCAGAGGAAAAAAUAGGAAAGUGAAAAUUGACAUUUUUAAAACUCUGCCGAGAAAACGGUUUGAAUUAAUGCGACAUUUUGAGUCAGUCGUUGUCAUAUGCUAAGAUCAACUAAGAUCAACACACUGUGUAAACUACACUCUUAAGGAAAAAAGUACAUGAAUGUGCCUUUAGGGGCUCAGUGGCUUGUCACUGGGGUGGUACCCUCAAAGAUUGUGUUUUUGUAGCCUCAACACUUUUGAGUGUCAAUCAGAACUGCAGUAAAAACGUAUUUUAUUGGAUAAAUAUGAAGAUGCACGGUGACUCAUUGAAGUCAUUUAUAUACAUAGAAGAAAUAUCCUGGUUCAUCUUGAUAUGUCAUUGUGCGUGGGUGCUGAACGCCUCCCCCAUUUAGAGAUCCUGCAUCCUCAGGGUGCUCUCAGCAGCCUAUCCGGGUCAGGGACUCUUCAGUUGCAUUUUAUAUGUCUUUGCACGACACUGAGGCUUUGCCCUACAUUAGCCUGCAUCCAAAAUCUUUGCAGGAUCUUAAAGGAAGACUUUCAUGACGCUAGACUUUGCUUGUUUGCACUGUUUUAAGUGGGGCAGUUUUCUGGGCUGACACUGGAAUUAAAAUGAGUUGUUGAGCCAGGAAGUGAGAAGAUCUCAGGACUAUUAAAUGCAACAAUUAGAACGUAUCAUUUUGACUUGUCUACGACCACAUAAGCGUCAUGUGAGGGGGAAAAAAAAUAUGUGGGGUAUGUACUGACACAGUACAUACCUGUCAACCCUUCAGUUGUCCCUGUGAAUCACCUGUAUACUUGGCACGCAACAUAGUCCAAAUGUCCACCCUGUUGUAGGACAUUUUCAUCUUUAUUCAUAAGCAUUGUUGUUGUUAAUACACAGUCUCUGUGCUUUUUACAUUUUUGAAGACCUAAAAUGUCCCUUAUUUCAUAUAUUUCAUAUGUAAAAGUUUUUGCUUUUUUUUAAUAUCAAUGAAUACCAAUUAUCUUGGAAAAAACAUGUUUCAUUUUAAAGCAAAAUGUAGAUUUCCUUUCACCUUUCAUUUGCAAUAAAAAGGAAGUUGAAUGAACCUGAAGUACACCCAACAUACACAUCAGGAACAGUUUCUAGUUUUCUAUUUUUAACCCCUAAUCCAUUUGUUGUUCUGUUAACUUCCACACCCAUUUUUCUAACAGGAUGGAUCUUUAGUUUUCAGGUUGUUGCGUUCUCAUGAGGCCCACAACCUGGUCACCUGGACCAGCCAAUGUUCUCCUUGGACUUGGCCAGUAAAACUUCUUAUGUAUAAAUUUCACUCCAAUAUAAUCUUCAACAUUCAAUAUUAUUGGUGGGUAAGGUUCAUCAUCAUAGUUAACAAUUCACCAUUACCCAAUAUUUUCUCGCUUUCUCUCCCUUCUCCAACCUCCCUUGCUCCUUAUUUAGGUAUUUUGCCCGUUUUUCAGGGUCUGCAUGACGCCAUUCCCUUUAGCUUUGUUUCCGCUGCAGGUAGCGUACCCUGAAAAAUACAUGCAUGUUGUUUUAAUGAGCCCUUUUAAAGGAAGUAUAAGAACCUAAUGUAUAAAGACAAAUAACCAAAAUAAUGAAAAACUAAGAAUGGUUGCUGGAAAUAGUUAAUCAUCUCCUUCUGAAGUCCACUUUGUUAUUAUGAGUCCACCCUGUUACUAUGCAAAAUGGUAACAGGGUGGACAUUUUAGCGCCAAAGUUAGCCAUUAAUGGUCAUUUGAUGAAUUACACGCUCGUACCUGGUGACCACAGACGACGAUUUACCACAGUUAUUGACCACAUUGUAUAAUUUGAAAAAUAUUUUCAAAUUUAACAAUAAAUAGUAACAGCAUGGACACAUUAUUUACCACAUCAGAGAAACAUUCUCAAAGGUUGAAAAAGAGUAGAGUGAAAAGCGAUAGUUACUCUUCUUUUUGUGUGGCUGUUGGAAGGAAGGACCUCCUGUACCGCUCAGUCCAGGGUCGCAGAGAAAUGAGCCUCCCACUUCGGGUGCUACUCUGCUCUGCCAUGGUAUGAUGUAAGGGGUGGUUGAUGUUGUCUCGUAUGGACUGCAGCUUGUUUUUCAUUCUUCCUUACAGUGUCCAGUGUGUUGAAACCUCACCCCAAUACUGAACCAGCUCUCUCCAGCCUGUUCAGCCGUCUGGUGUCCCUUGCUGUAAUAUUGCCAGCCCAGCACAACUGCAAAAGUCAAGGCACUACAGACCAGUAGAACAUGAGCAGCAUCUCUGUACAUACGUUAAAAGACCCUCUUCUUAUCAGGAAGAAAAGCCAACUCUGGCCCUUCUUAUAGGGUGCAUCCGUGUUUACGCACCACUGCAAGUUGCAUUCUAGGUACACACCCAAAUAUUUGUAAACCUUGACUGCUUCGAUGGUAUCACCUUUUAUGUUGACUGGCUGUAGAGGCGGCUUACUCAUACGAAAGUCAAUGACCAUCUCCUUGCCAAUAGUUUAGGAGUGGGCCAUUCAUCUUACUCCAGUCACAAAAGGCGUGAUAGAUCCAAGAUCCAGGCUGUACAGGAGGAGUCCCCCGUAUGUCCAUGAGCAGCUAGAGCCGGAUUGUAUUAAAAGCUCUCGAAAAGUCAAAGAUCAUAGUUUUGAAGGGGCUGAGUCAAACCUGUUUAAGAAACCUGGUUCAACCUAUUGGCCACGGCCACAACAGACAACUUGACUGUCUUAAGCCAGUGAUGGUUUCCAUACCCCCCCACACCCUCUGAUAUUAUUGUCUUGCAACUUCCUCUGCACCUUCUUUCUGUAGUCGUCCUUAACCUUUCUCAUGUUUUUCCAUAAUUCCUGUUGCACCCGUUUAUCCCUGGUACUCUCCCUGAAGGCUUCUUUUUUUUUUUGGUUCAGCAGCCCUUGAUCCCACGAGUAAUCCAAGGUUUAUUAUUCAGAAGGCAGCGUGUGGUUCUUGGUGGCACAAUCAUAUCCCCACAGAAAAACAUGUAGCUGGUAAAACAGUCAACCUCAUGUCUGUGUCUGUGACUCCCUUUUCCCUUUGUGUCCCGCAAUGCUUCCCAGUCUGUGCACUCAUAGUAGGCCCUCAAUGACUCACUGGCUUCCUGUGUCCACUUCCGAAAUGUUCUAGUGUUCACAGGUUGCUUCAUGACACAUAGUUCAUAACAUGGUCUGAGAAAAAACGUUUUUUCACGUACAUGAUCAGACCUCCACCUUUGAUUUUUACUGCAUGCUUUAGCGUCCCUGCCCGCACGGACUGCGGUGAAGCUGUGUAUGCGUACACAGGAGUGACUGCAACUCGUCACACUUGUUAGAGAAGGAGUUGACAUUGCCCAUAACAAUCGAUGGCACAGCUGGCUUGUAUCUUUUCCUCUUCGCUGAUAGCUUAGCCUUUAACUUCUCUCCAGCACGACAUCCCCGGUACACCUUCCUCAGCUCCUUUGGUAAAUGUUAUUUAAUUCCAUGUUUUGCUGUCGAUCAUAAUUCCAGGAGAGCUGUCCUUGUGUAUAACACUUUCCCAUAAAUACUGUAGUAGACAUAGUCCAGAAAAAUGGCUUUCACAAAAAGGUGAAAUUAAACACCAAAGCACAGAGAGCUACAGAGACAGGCUGUCACUCAGGGCGGCGCAAAAACGAAAAAUGUGUUUAGUUUAUUGAAUUCCUGAAGAUCAUGUCGCUAUAGGAAUGGUCAUUGAGUAUAUUUAAAGGGAUAUUCAUCAGAGUAACAGGGGGAACAGUAAACACAGGCACAACUUAUUUUCAAGUUUUAACGCAUUGAAAACUUCAUAUCAACAAAUUACAUUUGUUAGGAACGUUGAUAAAUAACAUUAUAUAACAAUAACAAAAAUGUAGAAAUUGUUUCAUUUGUAUGAUUUCUACAGUCAUCCUACACUAUAUCACGAUUCGAACAUCGCUCCUUCUGUCGCGGUUUGUCAAAUAUGAAUCAAUUAAUCAAUUAUCGCCAUUUCAUGGUUCAUGGUUCAUGGUUGACUGUGGCCCUUUAUUAGUAAAAAAAUAUAUUGAAAGACCAGUCAUAUGUAGUAUUCUGGUCACUGGGUGUCCGUAAUGACACAAAAUAUUGAUGAGACAUGACAUUACACUACAUUACCUUCACACUGCAUUUAGUCAGCCAUGGCAUGUCCGACAUGAUAGUGAAAAAAAAGUUCUCCUCCCAUUCCAUGUGGAAGUGCAAAAUUUUUGUCCUUCUUCCCCACUCUAUUUGAAACCCUUUCUUAAGUUUAGAAUAAAUUGGAGGCUAACUAGUUAGCCCACUAGCAAAGCCGUGGCCGUCUCUGGUGUCUCUGCAGUGAUCCUGUAGCCUGCGCAUUAGCAAUGUGGUGUAAACAACAACAAAAAAAAUAGUGUAAAGGUGACUAUAGGGGUGUUAUUUUAUGUCUAUAGGGCUUGAAACAUGAAUUUAGAAAGUCAUGAACAGGUUUUUUAUGCUCUCCAAAAAUAUCGUAUUUAUUAAUAUUGAAUCCCACUUCGCAAAAUUCACUUAUCGUGGUCGGGUAUGGAACCAAUUAUCUGCGAUAUACGAGGCCUGACUGUAUUUGUAACUGUAGUCGAGCAAACAUGAAUGGGGACAUGCCAGUUUGGUUAUUAAUUAUUCUUCAUUCCUUUUUUGGAUAUUGUUAUGCUUUACGGUAGAAGUGGACUUACAAUUUGAAAUGUGAUUGUUCAUUUUUAAAUUGGAAUGUUUUUAAAACUAAAUAUAGCAUGUGAUGUCAUGGUGACUCAAAUGGCAGUGAAUUGUAGGAAUGACCCUCCCGUCACACUCCCAGUUCAAGAUUUUUCUGUGAAUUUCCCAUAUUUCAACUUUCAUUAAAAAAAGCCUCCCUGGUACUGCAGGAGACAUACUUGAGCCACAGCAAUCUGUGAGGACAAUGGUGCAGCACAUUGGCAGGCGGCAAAUGGGUCGAUCCAUCACCGCCUGGGCUGGAGAAUUUUCCUUGCAUUAUUUUCCCUUUCCAGAAAAUGUCUCUAUUUUUCAAAUGCAAAUGUUUACAUGUCUGGUCUGCAGGGGUCACUCGGCAUACAAAAAAACAACAGUGUGCAAGUAAGCUUGUUGCAAAAGUAAAAGUUGGUAAAAAAUGGGAGUCCAAAAACAACAAAAAUAGUUAUUGGGCAAUGACUCAAGCUCUUUCUAUCUAAAUGACACCAGUGAUAAAUAAGACGUCCUGAAAAAGUGUUACCUCACCUACCUUCCCUGUGAUGUGUGUCUCACCCUGGGGCCAAGCUCUGCUGUAGUCAAGAAAAUAACAUCUUUAACACAGUGGAACCCGUUUAUGUUGACAACCCCUCUGUCAAACAACUCAUCACCACGCCAUCUCACCAACUCACUCCAUCACUGACCCUCUUCCAAACCAGGUAGGCUCGAGGACAUUGCAUGAAGCAGAACAUUCUCCAAAGGGUCUCAAGAAUGCCAGUCUGUGAAAUCAUGUGCUUGUGAACCUGCUGUCACCAGUCAAGAGCACGGAGCGUCAAGGUGGAAUCUGCCAAUUCUGCUGUUCUCUGGAGCACAAGCCACACUUGUGGACACCAGGCCUUUCACGCCACCCCCUGCUGCAGGUCAAUUUGUAGGCUCUGGCAGUUCUGUUCCACAAGAUGGUGAUUCUGCGGCGGGCCUUCUGCCCUCCUCCUGCUGCUUCACCUCCUGGUAUACUGGCCCAUCUACUGGUAUCUCCUCCACACUCUUGAGUAAAUAUCACUUAAUGCAUCCACUCGUGGAAAAAUGCAAAACUCACUCGAAAGGAUGGGGAGAAAAGAACGGUCUGCGGUCAUCAUCUGCUAAACGGUUCCUUAAUAGGUGUUGUCAUGCUAAUUGCCCUUCCUUCUCCAUUGUCUGUCUUCCACAACUCUGUGCAGUUUCAGACAUAGCAAUACUCUUGAUGAUGCUUGAUUUUAAGUAAUUUUAGGCCACUGAAUCCAAAUACAGUAUCACAUGGGUCACAUAAAGUCUUAUCACAUUUACUUAUUCAUAAUUGCUGCCCUUGGAAGUAGAAUCCGGUUAAAGCAUAGUAAGUCCCAGUCAGUUACGUGUGGUGAGGUUCAUGCUUGGCCAGGCACCGACUCCUUUUUUAUGUUUACGUUGCUCAUUAAGAAAAUAACUAGAAGAACGUGAGAAUAAUGAACUAUUGCUAAAAAUGUUGGCUUCAAAUAUUUCUUGGUCCCAUUUAUUUAUUUACUUUCUUCAAAUGAAAAAAAAAAGUCUGUCUUCCUAUUUGUAUAUGAGCUACACCAAGUUCAGUCUUUUAUUCAGCAGAGCAUAAAAAUAUCUUGAAUGCAUCUGGCUUGCUGCUCUCCAGCUGGUGCUGCUGAAAUACCCAAAAACGUUGGCUUUUCCUCUCUAUGGAAGGACGGCAGUGAGACGCACCUUCCAACUCACGUAUGCCCCCACACCUUCAGGAUGAGUAGAGUACUGCAAGUGCCUCCCAUAUGACAUUUCUUUGUGUUUAGAUUGUCCAACAUGAAUAAUUACAUCACACUUACAUUAAAGGGAUUGCACAAGCUGUAGAAAGUCAUGGUCUACAAUAAAUGUUUCUGCAACAACAAAUGUUAUUGGCAACAUGCUGACAAACAGAAACUGGCAUACUCAAUGAGUGCACUCAGACAGUGCUGGGCUUGCACACUAAGCUGAGAGGAGACGCUUACGGAAGCCAUCAAAGGUUUCUGCCCAGCAUUUGAUCAGUAAAUUCAGUGAUUUUUCCUUAAGGAAAUGUUCAAAUCAUGUAUGGAAUCAAACAAAAUAUACAUUUAUAAUACAGUUCAAUGGACAAAUUCAUAUUUAUUUUAUCAUUAUUCUGCCCACCAUGACACCACGCACUUGUCCCAGUGUUUGUCAUGAAUUAAACACUCAAAUUAUGACCACAAAGUAUUGCAUCAUCAUGUAAAAUAACCACAUUCCUAAUUGUCCUAAUCCCCGUAACGCCUCACUGUCGCAUGAGUUCGUAUCUCAACCUGCUGCUGAUGUCAGCGUUUGAUUUUGAUUGCUAUGAUCGUUUGAUUUUGAUUUUGUUUUUGCAAUUGUAGACUUCUUUACAGUAGAUCCCCACACAUUCACUAUUCAGCAUUCACUGUUACACAAAUUUGCAGGUUUUUGGUCAAAUACUAGUUUUUUUCUCUGACAAUACGGUAUAAAUAUGUCAUAAUUCAGGCAAAAUGUACAGUACUGUAUAUACUGUAUGUACCACUGCUAGAAAGCCCACAAUUUUUACAUGGUUAUGUUUUUAUGCUUUAUGCUGAUAGUGUUUUUUGGUCAACUGUUGAGAUUUCGCACUGUGCUUGGCGGUUCUUAAAUGCAUCAUAGUUUUGUGCUGAGACACAAACGUUUGAUUGCACUUGUUUCGACAUUGCUAGUCAAUCCGGCCUGAAAACUUGCAGUAAGGUGAACAGAAGUUAAUAAAUUAUCAUAAGUCGUUUAUGGAAUUACAGCAGGCAAGCAGUGUUUAUGUUUAUGUGUUUAUGUUUCUUAUGUUCUUAUUCUUUCUUGUGUUUUCUUUCUUUUCGUGGGAGAAUGAACAGAAUAAGAUUUUCAUUGCAUGGUAUAACUGCUGUUUUACCAUGCACAUGACAAUAAAACUCUCUUGAAUCUUGAAUCUUGAAUCUUGUGUGGAUUAUCUAGAUGUGUCUUGGAAAAACACCUUCUGAUUUCCAUUGAU